This is a messenger RNA of Heterobasidion irregulare TC 32-1, 1029 nucleotides long. RefSeq lists its product as uncharacterized. The record is from RefSeq and is a predicted model, not a curated record. Gene Ontology annotation, biological process: mitochondrial proton-transporting ATP synthase complex assembly. NCBI's taxonomy places the organism in Eukaryota, Fungi, Basidiomycota, Agaricomycetes, Russulales, Bondarzewiaceae. Gene Ontology annotation, cellular component: mitochondrial membrane. The transcript has 3 exons. Bases 122 to 880 code for a protein of 252 amino acids.
CUUGCCGUUCGGACGCGCCAGUGCGGCUUUCAAAAAGGUGCAGAAAGCUUCGAAAACACCGUAGAUGUACCACCCACUUCUUCCAGCAUCGACAAUGAGAUGGACAGCAUCUCUGCAUUCAAUGAAGCACUGCACUGUCUUACCGAUACCGAGUAUAGCACACCAUUUGCUGAGAAAUUCUAACCAUGCUCCAUACCGCCAACACCUUACUACCCUGCGCGCACUUUCUACUACAGCCGCCUCUCCUCUCUCAACCACCACCCUCUCGUCCAAACCUACCAUUUCUCCCCCAACGACAGACGCACCCGAAAGCUUGGCCCUCAUCUAUCAAGGCCCGCUCGCGCCCACAUUCAAGCGCCUCAAGAUCUUCUCCUUGUCCUCUCUCACGCUCUCCUUCCUGCUCUCGCCCUUCAUUUUCAUCAUUGAGUCGGGGCUCCCGCUCUCGGCCCGCGCAGCACUUGCAGGCAUCGCGAUCGGCACGAGCGGCGUGUCGACCGCGCUCGUGAGCUGGUGCGGGCAGCCGUACGUCACCGCGAUGCACCGUGGGGCGGCGGACGGAGUGCUCGAGCUCACGACGCUCACGCUCGCGCUGCACUCGCGGGUCACGCGUGUCUACGACCCGGCAUUCCUGGAGGACGCAACUAGGCCGUUCGCGCGAUGGUCGCUCGCGAGCGCGGUGCAGCUGCCGAGCGGCGAGGCGCGCAUGCCGGCGGUGGGGUCGGAGGAGACGGUGUCGGAGACGACGGACGCGAAGGGGAAUGUGCUUGGGCGGUGGGUGGUGACGUGGGCGGAGAACGGGGAGGGAAAUUGCAGGGCGGUGGGACAAGUGGUCAGGCACUUCAACGUGCACGAGGAGCUGCUGGACACCCCCGUUCGAUAGCAUCUCUUCGCGUGCUCGGUAAAGCUGAACACGUAUUUCUUCUGUCUUCCAUUCCAUUCUGCACACCGCCUGGCUCUCGCUUUCGAUGUGUCUGGAGUGGGAAUGUGGAAUCCGGUCUUGUUUGUGAUGUAAUAUGAUCGCUCCCAUCC